AUGUAUAUACAACCUUCAGACUAUGGAAAGGUAUUCAAGGAAAUUAAACGUACAUCAUUAUCACAUUCAACGUGUAAGUUAAUUAUAUUUGUUUCAUGUUUAAGCAUCGAUUCUUUAUGUUCAGCCAAAAUUUUGAGCGUACUAUUGAAAAAAGAGCUAAUACAGUACCAGCUCAUCCCCGUUGUGGGGUAUUCUGACUUAAAAGUUCACUUCAAGAAUUUAGACAUUGAUGUAAGUAAUGUAAUAUUAAUUGGCUGUGGUGCAAUGUUGGAUUUAGAAAGCUUUUUCGAAAUUGACCUGGAAGACUAUGAAUAUAAAGCCACAACGGUAGAGGAUGAUGGUGAGUUAUCCAAAAUAGAUAAAAUAUUUAAGUCUCGCCUGAAAAGACGCAUAUUUAUCAUUGAUGGUCACAGACCGUGGAACUUGGAUAAUAUAUUUGGGUCUUCAGCAAUAAUCUGCUUUGAUGAUGGAUUCAUUGACAGAAAUCUUAAUGAAGAAAGCGAAGCUUUCAAGAUAUUAUCACAGAUUGAAGAAGAUGAGAGUGAUGUCCUGUCCGCUGAAGAAAGUGAUUUGGAAGCUGAAGAACUGCUUGACGAACAAAGCACUGAUGCCGAUGAAAAAGAACAAGGUUCUCAAUCUGGGACCCCAAAAAAAAGAAGAAAGCGGGAGAGGGAAGAAAGGAAAAUGAAGAAACAGCGGAGAGCUGAUAUUUCGCAUUCUGAAGACAUAGUUGAUGCUUACUAUAACCAAGGCACAACUAUUUCCUCAUCUACGACGGCGACUAUUUAUGGAUUGUUAUCUAUAAUUGGAGAAACGAGCAUUGAAAAUUUGUGGUUGGCUAUUAUUGGUACUUCAUCUCUUGAUAACAGAUACCCUGAGGUAUACGACCGAAUUCAGCCACUUUAUAAGGAUGAGGUAUUGAGAUUAAGUCCUUCAGCAAAUUUACAAAACGAAAAAACAGCAGAUACAACAUCAUUGGAUAUCAGUAAGGACUAUCAUUUAUUUCUAUUAAGGCAUUGGACGCUUUAUGAUUCAUUUCUUUAUUCAAGUCAAGUGAACGCAAAGCUCAAUUUAUGGACCGAAGAAGGAAAGAAAAAGUUGCAUAAACUCUUUGCAAAAAUGGGAGUUUCUUUAGCUAUUGCUAAGCAAAAGUGGCUCUAUAUGGACAUUUCAAUCAAGAAACAAUUACCAUUCAUCUUCAAUAAAUACUUGCCCUUGUAUGGGUUAGAAGGAAUCGUUAGAGAUGGCUUUAUUCGCACAUUUGGAUAUACUGGUCAGUUAUCUGCAAUGGAGAGCGUAGAAGCCUUAACAGCUCUCUUGGAGUUAGAUAAGAGGCUUUUAGAUAAAGACUCGGCAAUAACAGAUCAGAAUAUUGAUGAUGAUGAUUUUGGCUCUGAUGGAAACAUAAUUGCACAAUUACAUAAAAAAGAGAAAAUUUGGGUAAGUAAUUUUUGGAUAUCAUGGGAUGCUUUGAGCAUGGAAGCGACUCGAUCUAAUACUUCAUGGGAUGUACAAAAGUCGCGAGGUCUAACCUUGCUAUUACAGGGCCUAGAACAUGCCAAGCAGAUUCAGCAAAUUAUAUUUAAGACAGGUGUAUCUGUUUUAGAGAGAAAACUAAUCAAAAAUUUAAGGUUGUAUAGAUUAUGUGUGCUAAAAAGUGGAUCAAUACCUGACCUUGAAAUAUUCAGUAAUCCCUUAAUGUUAUCAAAACUUGGAAGUUGGCUACUUGAUAAUAUAACAGAGAUAGAUUUUGUUAAUAAUAAUCGUUCAUUAAGACCCCUUAUUGUUGCAAGCUUGAAUGUGUCCAGCGACGUGUAUCUUGUUAUAGGGUUAGUUCCUAAAUACCCUAGGGGAAUGAAUAGUAUUAAUGAAAAACGUGGUAGUGAAGCGCAAGAAACUGUUUCAAGUACAACGCGUCUUAAUACUUUCAGUGUUGCAUUUCAGCAGGUUGCGAGCACUUCUGGAGCUAAAGUUAGAAUUGAUAGUUUUGACAGCUCUGUAAUCGAAAUUAGACGGGAAGACCUUUCUCCUUUUCUUGAGAAACUCACAUUGAGUGGAUUGAUUUAA
Priceomyces carsonii is the source of this 2067-nucleotide messenger RNA. It is a transcript of the gene CDC45, whose product is annotated as DNA replication initiation factor. Gene Ontology annotation, biological process: double-strand break repair via break-induced replication; mitotic DNA replication preinitiation complex assembly; DNA replication initiation. The record is from RefSeq and is a predicted model, not a curated record. Lineage: Eukaryota; Fungi; Ascomycota; Pichiomycetes; Serinales; Debaryomycetaceae. Gene Ontology annotation, molecular function: chromatin binding; DNA replication origin binding; single-stranded DNA binding. Gene Ontology annotation, cellular component: DNA replication preinitiation complex. The transcript has a single exon. Bases 1 to 2067 code for a protein of 688 amino acids.